Haliotis rubra (blacklip abalone) is the source of this 2472-nucleotide messenger RNA. Its product is annotated as alanine--glyoxylate aminotransferase 2, mitochondrial-like. The record is from RefSeq and is a predicted model, not a curated record. Gene Ontology annotation, molecular function: L-alanine:glyoxylate transaminase activity; pyridoxal phosphate binding. The transcript is spliced from 14 exons. NCBI's taxonomy places the organism in Eukaryota, Metazoa, Mollusca, Gastropoda, Lepetellida, Haliotidae. Gene Ontology annotation, biological process: glyoxylate catabolic process. Gene Ontology annotation, cellular component: mitochondrion. Bases 1 to 1758 code for a protein of 585 amino acids.
AUGGCGAUGCAGUGCACCGGUGCGGGAGGCAACACUGGAGGUCACUCCGAGAGUCUUGUGACAGAUCUGUGGCCAGGCCCGAGCCCCUGUGUUCUGUAUCGGCGGCUGAGGGCAGGGUCCUUCUGGACAGGUCACAGCAGGAGGAACUCCCUCGUGAUCUCUACGCCAUCCCACCACAAAGCAAAUUCAAUUGAAAAUGGGGCUGCCAGUGUCUUCGAGUUCUGGUUCCAGGCCACCAAGAUUAGUGACAACAAGGAUGAGGAGUCAGCCAUCUUAUUCCAGAAAGUUCGCACCGAGAGACUCUACGGGCCUCUCACGAAGAAAGGUUCAGUGAAGAGAGUGGACUUUGUGUCAAGUGCCAGAAGGGAAUUAUGGGCCAAAUUACCACGGGUGAUAUGUCCUGGAAGGAACCCCGCUGCCAAGCUGGCUAUACACGACCUGGUAGCCAAUAAAGGUGUUGAGGUCCAAACAGACCGGAAGGAAGGAGGAUGUUUGGCUGGCGUCAUACAGUCCACUGGUCCUUGCCAGGAUCUGGGGACCAUUGUACAGGAUGCCAAGACCAUGAUGAGGAUCGGAAGGUCUAACACAACCAUCAGCAGAACAUUGGAGCGAGGGCAAAAGCCCCAUUCAGAAGGAGGUUCACUUAGCAUUCAGAUUGUACAGAAGGCAACCAGGCAGGAUGCUGAUAUGAUCAAAGAUUUGCAGGUUGUUUGUUUUACCAACAGCGGAUCCGAGGCGAAUGACCUUGCCCUUCAUAUGGCUCGGUUGUACACUGGUGUGUACGAUACUAUAUCUCUAAGGAACGCCUACCAUGGAAUGAGUCCCUACCUGAUGGGUCUGACAGCUAUCUCCACCUGGCGUUACAACACACCCACAGGAUUCGGGAUCCAUCAGGCGAUGAACCCAGAUCCAUUCCGUGGCCCCUGGGGCGGAGCCAGGUGCCGAGACUCUCCAUCUCAGACAAUCCGGUCAUGUAACUGCGCAGAGGGUGAGUGUGAGGCCUCUGACCUGUACGUGGAACAGCUGGAAGAUACCAUCCGAUUCUCCAUGCCCAAGGACAAAGUGGGGGCCUUCUUUGCCGAGUCUGUGCAGGGAGUUGGUGGUGCUGUACAGUUUCCCAAGAACUACCUAAAACGAGCGUUUGAGCUGGUUCGCUCUAAAGGGGGACUGUGUGUAUCUGAUGAGGUGCAGACAGGAUUUGGUCGAAUGGGCAGCCAUUACUGGGGCUUUGAGACGCAUGAUGUCAUCCCAGACAUCGUUACCAUAGCUAAAGGGAUGGGGAACGGUUUCCCCAUGGCGGCUGUCAUCACGACUCCCGAGGUCGCUGACGUGUUGGGGAAGGCGCUUCACUUCAACACAUUCGGCGGCAACCCAGUAGCAUGUGCAGUCGGGUCAGAAGUUCUGGAUGUGAUAGAUGACGAGAAGAGACAGGAGCACUGCGCCGUGGUGGGGACUCGACUCAUACACAAGCUGCGGGUUCUACAGGAGGAGUUCGACUUUGUGGGUGAUGUGCGAGGCAAAGGACUGAUGAUUGGUGUGGAGAUGGUCACUGACAAGAAAUCGAGGAAGCCGAUGUCGGGAGAUGAUGUAGGAGACAUCUGGGAGGACACCAAGGACAUGGGCAUCCUGUUGGGCAGGGGAGGACUAUACGGAAUCUUCCGGAUCAAACCACCAAUGUGCAUCACGGACGAAGAUAUUGAUUAUGCUGUUGCCAUCAUGAGAAGAGCUUUCGAGAAUUAUGCUGUCCGCAGAAAGUAGUCGUCAAAUUUGAGAGAAUAAUCCAGUAUUUGACCCUAGUCUCCAUUAAAAUGGUCCUCAUGCACCCAGAAAGCAAGGCUUUGUCUAUAAACUCUGUGGAUCUCUGUAUUGUAGGAACAGUCCCCGUGAAAACUGAAGAAUCUUAAUAGUGCAUUUUACAAUAAAUUGAGAUCACUACCUCAAGUCUUUAUGCUAUGUUCAUGGUCAACAAUGAAAGUUAAUCCCAGAUAUAACAAGUGUUACAGGAAUUAUGAACUUUUUUAUUCACUUCCGCAAGUAUACUAAGUACUAUAGCGUGACUUUUUCCUAUUUUAUUGUCUGAGGGACAGUAAAUAUGUACUUAGAAUCUCCUCUGGUAUGGAUUGUGUUCACCAUGUUUAAUGUCCAACACAAACUGUUCACGCGUCAGGAGUCAUAUUGUCAGUCUAAUCACCGGCUGAAAUUCACUGACCAAUAACCAGACUGUCAAACCUGUGGAAUCUAUUUAACCAGGUUGCAGCAAUGAAUGUAAGUGAAGCAUAUGUUCUUUUGACUAUGAUGUCAAUGCAUUGUUACCUAGAUUUUAAUACAUACCAUUAAUGAUAUGGUUAUGUGAAUUAAAGUUAGUGCACCUUGCUCAACAGAAUACACAGUGACCACAUUUUCAUUUGUAUAGUGAGAUUUAGUCAAUUAGAAUUUUGAAAUACCUGUGAAAAUUGUUCAAGCCAGAUCACA